UCAAUGGAGACUUACCGCGAGAAAGCCUCUCGCAAAUUCAAACAGCAGCCAUUAGUUCCUAUCGGGACUCUGGCAACGACAGCUGCUCUCAUUAUGGCGAUGACUAAGUUGCGCAAAGGCCAAUCUGCCUCGUUAAAUCGGUGGUUGCGCGUGCGUGUCGUGGCGCAGGGCUUUACGAUCGUUGCCGUAGUCGCUGGCUCGUGGAUGUAUGGCUCUCAAAAAGGUUCAAUCUCCCACCAAGACGACGCUGCUGCGAAUGCUCAGGAGAAGGCAAAGGAAGAACGAGCUUCAUUCGAGGAAAGGCUCAAGGUUGCUGAGGAGACACAUCGUAUUGAG
Heterobasidion irregulare TC 32-1 is the source of this 336-nucleotide messenger RNA. RefSeq lists its product as uncharacterized. The annotation marks the transcript as partial. NCBI's taxonomy places the organism in Eukaryota, Fungi, Basidiomycota, Agaricomycetes, Russulales, Bondarzewiaceae. Gene Ontology annotation, biological process: mitochondrial respirasome assembly. Gene Ontology annotation, cellular component: mitochondrion. The transcript has 2 exons. The record is from RefSeq and is a predicted model, not a curated record.